UGGGGGAACCCGUCGCAUUAGGUUUAUCACCGGCACAUUUAAUGAUGCUCAAGAGAAAUUAGCAUGCGCAGACAAUAACGUUCUUCCCAAACCAUUUGGAUACAUUAGUUGUUGCUAAUAAAAAGUACGAAAUAAUAUUUAUGGAUAUUGAGAAUGGAAAUAUUUCCUUGAAGCUUACCGGGCACUCUGCACCUGUUAAACAUAUAUCUUUUUCAAAUAAUAAAAUGAAAAACCUACUCACUGCUAGUCCAGUGGAAGCUAUACUAUGGGAGCUUACAAAUUAUACAAAAUAUUUUACAUUAAACACAUAUGCAAGUGCUAAUAUCCAACAAAUCAUGUUUACACCAGCGGGUGAUUAUUUGGUUUCUUGCUUUCAAAAUGACACCAUCCAAAUAUGGCGACACGAAACUAUGAAGUCGGUUAAACAGAUUAUUCCAAGUGAGCUCAAACAUAUGAAGAGUAUAGCGUUCACAAUGAAUGGCAGAGCAAUGGCUAUGGCUGGCUUAUCUCCAUUAUUAAUUCUAUUUGGUAUGGACACAUGGAAAGUAUUGAAAUCUAUUGAUCUGACCAAAUAUGGUAUAAAUGGUGUUCAGCAAAUAUACUUUGUUCCUCAAGUGUUUGAUGGGGGUGCUAAUAAGAUUCUGGGUAUUCUCAGUAGUGAUUGCAUACUUCAAUUUCUAAAUGUUGAAAUACUUAAAAUAGUUUACACAAUUCAAUGUCAAUCAGGAGGAAUUAGGAGUUUUAUUGUAAGUCCAACAGGAAAGUAUUUCCUUUGCAUACUGCAAAUGGGAGAAGUAAAUAUCUACAACACAUCAUGUGUUAUGGAUUUGUCCCAGAGUAACAAAGAGUUAGUAGAUAAGCCAUGUACAUCUGUUCCACACAAAUGUCAUAAAAUAACUAAAUCACCAACACCAACUAAAGAAGAAGUUGAAGAUAGAAUGCGUAUCUGCAUGGAUACAGCUAGGUUAAGAAGAAUACUAAUGCAAUAUGGAGAAUACCCUGAUAAAUUUAGAGCUACUAUAUGGAGAUCAUUACUCCGUACUCCAAGAAACAAAUUGGCCUAUUCAGCCUUAGUGGAUAAAGGUAUUCAUCCUGCAUAUAAAGAUAUAGAAAAACAAUUUACUAUUCACAGCUCAAUAACACUGAAAAGUUUGAAGAGGCUGCUUUCUUGUCUCUCACAUUGGUGCCCACUUUUUGCUGUUAUCAAAUUCCUUCCUGGAUUUGUUUUUCCAUUUGUAAAAGUAUUACAAAAAGAUCCCUUACUUUUAUUUGAAUGUGUAGCCACUGUGCUACUGAACCAGUAUCAAUUAUGGUUUGAAUAUGCACCAUUUCCUCCCAUCAGUAUACUGGCUAUGGUUGAGAAUAUUGUUGCUGAACAUGAUCAACCCCUCUUAGAUCAUUAUUGUGAGCUUGAAAUUACAAGUCAAACAUAUGCAUUAAAAAUAUUAGAGACCGCUUUUAGUGAAAUACUGACAUGUUCUGAAUGGUUAAUACUUUGGGACCAUAUACUGAGCAAUGAACCUUCAUUUAUUUUGUUUGCUGUAGCGUCAUACAGUAUCACUCAAAGGAAUGCAAUUAAAAAACAGAAAACACAUGAUCAGGUAGAAAACUUUUUUCACAACCAGAACCCGAUAGAUAAAAAGACAUUUAUAAAAAAAGCAUACAAUCUAUUGAAUGAAACUCCAGAAGAAAUACAUCCUAGAAAUUUUUUCAACAAAUUUUGUGCUCUUGAUAAAGGGCUUUGUUAUCAGCAAUUCACAGGCUAUCCAAAAGCAACAAUUUGUUUAAAAAUGACAAGAAAAGAUAAGAAAAAAUGUAUUAAAAGUGAUAGGUUACAUGAGCCACCUGAUACUGAUACAGGUUCAGAGUUUGAUUCAGAAGAAGUAGUGAAUUAUACUGAAAUUGACAGAGGACAUACUGAGCAUAAAUAUAAAGCAAGACAAGACCGAAAGAAAAGUAAAGGAGAAUGUGGUCCAAGUAACAUAAAAGAUGAUCUGAUCAAUAGCAUUAUACAUCCUGUAAAUGAGGAAGCUAAUAUAAAAAAGAGUCAUGAGUCUAGAUCACAAAAAAAGGAAAACAUAUUAGUGAGAGCCGAAUCAGAAGUAAAGAAUAAUAAACUGGAAAAAGAAGUUGAAAGAAUUUUUUUUAACUGUAAUAAUUCGGAAACUUCCAGGAGCUAACAGUGGACAGCCUUCAAAGGUCGAAGGAAGUGUAUUAGUCUAUAUCAACGCUAAUUUUUCGCCACAAUUUAAAUAUUGAGACAGCCUACAAUACCUAGUUUCUAAUCUAUUUGGUACUGUAGACUGGAAGUAGAUUUUGUAAUUGUUGUUGCAACCACAUUAUAUAAAUUCAGAUUUACAUUUGUUGCAUUUCAUCUAGAAUAUGAUAGAUAUGAUAAUUAUGUUGAAUUUCGUUGUAAUAAACAUAAAAAAUAAUUUUGUUU
Leptidea sinapis is the source of this 2443-nucleotide messenger RNA. Its product is annotated as TBC1 domain family member 31. The record is from RefSeq and is a predicted model, not a curated record. Bases 141 to 2180 code for a protein of 679 amino acids. The transcript has 2 exons. NCBI's taxonomy places the organism in Eukaryota, Metazoa, Arthropoda, Insecta, Lepidoptera, Pieridae. Gene Ontology annotation, cellular component: centrosome. Gene Ontology annotation, molecular function: protein binding.